Messenger RNA from Trichomycterus rosablanca, 1422 nucleotides. RefSeq names its product gamma-aminobutyric acid type A receptor subunit rho3a (gene gabrr3a). The transcript has 9 exons. NCBI's taxonomy places the organism in Eukaryota, Metazoa, Chordata, Actinopteri, Siluriformes, Trichomycteridae. Gene Ontology annotation, molecular function: neurotransmitter receptor activity; chloride channel activity; extracellular ligand-gated monoatomic ion channel activity. Gene Ontology annotation, cellular component: GABA-A receptor complex; neuron projection; synapse. The coding region runs from base 1 to 1422 and encodes 473 amino acids. The record is from RefSeq and is a predicted model, not a curated record. Gene Ontology annotation, biological process: nervous system process; signal transduction; regulation of membrane potential.
AUGAACUGGAUGUUGCUGAUGCUGCAGUAUUUGUGGCUGACGUUGUUCUGGCCCCUCACCCUGUUUGGUGAUAACCAGUUUCCAAACCACCGAAAACACAAGACUGUGGAUCUGGAAAAGAACGCCUGGCACAGACACAGAGGACAAGCAGACUUUAGAAGAAAGAAAUCUGACAGCACCAAGUCUCUGCUGAUUAAAUCUGAGCAGCUCCUGCGCAUCGAGGAACAUGAUUUUGCUAUGAGACCAGGAUUCGGAGGGUCGUCCGUACCGGUGGGGAUCGACGUGCAGGUGGAGAGUAUUGACAGCAUCUCCGAGGUGAACAUGGACUUCACCAUGACCCUUUACCUGAGGCACUACUGGCAGGACGACCGCUUGGCCUUCAGAUCCACCAACAACAAGAGCCGAACCUUCGACGCACGGCUGGUGAAGAAAAUCUGGGUCCCGGACGUGUUCUUCGUUCACUCCAAACGUUCUUACAUCCACGACACCACGAUGGAGAACAUCAUGCUGAGGGUUUAUCCGGACGGAAACAUUCUCUACAGCGUCAGAAUUACUGUCACUGCUUUGUGCUCGAUGGACUUCAGCAGUUUUCCUCUUGAUACACAGAACUGUUCUCUGGAACUGGAGAGCUACGCCUAUGAUGAAAAGGACCUGGUGCUUUACUGGAAGAACGGAAACGAUUCAUUAAGGACGGACGAGAUCGUUCUCUCCCAGUUCUUUGUUGAAGAAUUCCAUCCCUCAUACGGUCUGGCCUUCUACAGCAGCACAGGCUGGUAUAACCGACUCUACAUAAACUUCAUCCUCAGGAGGCACAUCUUCUUCUUCAUGCUGCAGACGUACUUCCCCACCAUGCUCAUGGUCAUGCUGUCCUGGGUGUCGUUCUGGAUCGACAGGAGGGCCGUCCCUGCCCGAGUUUCACUAGGAAUCACCACAGUGCUGACCAUGUCCACCAUAAUCACCGGCGUCUCAGCGUCCAUGCCUCAGGUGUCCUACGUUAAAGCCGUGGAUAUUUACCUGUGGGCCAGUUUCCUCUUUGUCUUCCUGUCAGUCAUCGAAUACGCCGCCGUCAACUACUUCACCACCGUGGAGGAGAUGAAGAAGCUCAAGUGCGGAAAGCUGAUGGCCUCCUACGAUGCCACCCAGGCCAUGGCGUAUGAUGGCUGUUUCCACGACGAUGAGAAUGACCUCUCACCUUUAUCAGAGGUGCCGACCACGCCCAGCACGGCCCAGGCUGCGGCGCCCACGAACUCGCCCGUCACGACUCCGCCUCCCGAGGGCGUCCGGCUGUGGAGGAGGCGCUCGCUCCGGCACAACAUCAACUUCAUCAUGAGCAACAGCUACGUGAUCGACUCGUACUCUCGCAUCGUCUUCCCUCUGGCGUACCUGCUGUUUAACAUCGUCUACUGGUCCAUGUACUCCUGA